UUAGAAUUAAAAAGGUAGUUCUUCAACAUCUUCUCGUUCAACUGCAAACCACCUAUAUCCGAUAUUCGCACGGAAAUAUCCUUCUUAUCGAGCAAAUCAAUACGUUUGAUAUAGAAAUCAGCACCCAUCGUUUGUACAUAGUAUCUAGUAUACUCGUCGUAGCAAAACCUUCGUACGAUGCUCGUCUAAAAAUACCACAUUUAAUAACAUCAUUUCAUAUUUCGCCAGCGUAUACAAUACACACUUUUCCCACAUUCGGAUCGCCCAACACGACGAUCUUCACAUUUUUAUCAGCCAUAUCCUCAUCGGAUUCAGACAUCGCGCAUUAUCCCGCCGGGAUUUGCAUCGACAUUAACAUAUCAACGGCGGAAAAUCCUGCGAAAAUAACCGCCCAAGCAUUAGAAACACGUACCGUUCUAUCGGAAAAAUCGCACAUAAAACCCAGGGGUCCGCCUAUCCGGGCCCCACACAACGCGAAAUCCACCGCACAAGGAACAUGUUCAAGUACAUCGUAGUCGUCGCCCUGUGCAUUACGGUGUACGUACAGUCCUGUUUGAUCACCAACUGUCCCAGGGGCGGCAAAAGGAGCGGCAAAUUCAACGUCGAUGCCAAAGUAAAACCGUGCAUCUCCUGCGGUCCCGGACACACCGGCCAAUGCUUCGGACCGAACAUUUGCUGCGGCCCGUUCGGCUGUCUCGUAGGCAGCCCGGAGACGUUGCGUUGCCAGAGAAACGGUUUGUUCAACGAGGCGGAGCCCUGCUUGGCGGGCGCCGGUUAUUGCAGGGAUCGCACCGGCCGGUGCGCCGCCGAUGGAAUCUGUUGCGAUCAAGAGUCCUGUUAUGUCGACCGACAAUGCACGAUCAAGUCCGAGACGCUGGAUAACCUGGAUAUAUACAAUUUCGUGAACGCCUAUCCCGCCGAGAUGCCGCUAGAGAAGUGAACCCGUACGCGCUAAUUACUCGAUGAAUAAAAAAAACUUUGUACAGCACUUACCUCGAGUUUUUA
Messenger RNA from Phyllotreta striolata, 1005 nucleotides. NCBI's taxonomy places the organism in Eukaryota, Metazoa, Arthropoda, Insecta, Coleoptera, Chrysomelidae. The record is from the annotation of a GenBank genome assembly.